CAUGUGGAUUUGCAAGAAGUCAUGCUAACAUGGAAGCUUCGAUUAGAGAGGAUUAUAUUUUCUCAAAGUCCAUCAAUUGACUUUCAUUUUCUUUCUCAUAAAUUCCCAUAUAAACACGCCAUUACCCAUACUUGAAAAACCGAAAUCUCUCAAAUCUCUCUCACAAAAAUAUCAAAUGCUCAAACCCUUUAUCUGCGGGACAGGCUCUUUCGAUAAUCACCUAGAACAACAUGAGCCUUGUUCUAGCCGACCCACUAACUCCACUCCAAAAAAAACUAAAAAGAUUGGAUCUUGCAAACCAAAAGAAAACACAAACCCUUAUUCCAAUCGAGGGCUCGACAAAUUCUCUGCCCUCCUUGCCGAACUUGAAGACAAGAGACAGAAAAUAUACAGUCAGAUUAACCCAGAUGAAAUCUCCUUCCUCCGAUUCGUCUACUCCAAUUCCAACGACUGUCGUCCGAUCGUUAUCAAGGUGAAACAGAGAAAACAGGAUUCCAAUCCCAUUAACAAUGAUAACCCUGUCGUCCCUGUUGUUGAAGAAUUCAAGGACAAAAAGCUUACUCCUUCUUCUUCUCCGCCGCCGCCGCCGCCGGUAAUGAAUAUUGAUCGUAAAGAGAAGAAACAGAGUAGUAGUUGUACAAUGAAGAAAUUGGGUAUGCGGAGACCAAUGAAUUAUUUGUCGGCGGCUUUGAUCUUGAUAUUGGUUAUGUUGGUUCUGUUUGGGAAAUCUUUUGCUAUUGUUUGUUUGUCGAUGGGGUGGUAUUUGGUUCCCGCCAUUAAAGGUGAAAGCUUUGAGAUUGGGAAAUCGAAGGCGACGACCAAGAAAAAGAAAGACUUUACGAGAAGAGAUAGUAAGAUGUUGAAGAUGAAGAAGAUCGAUGAUGGGUCGUCUUCUCCUAAUAGUGUUCUCGUUGGAGCAAUGGCUGAUUACGCCGCCACGCCACGGCGGCAAGGUCCCCGGAAGUGCUGGUGAAGACUCAUGUUUUUUUUUUGUUUUUUUUGGCCAGGUCAACUAUUGUAAAUUUUUUAAAAAAAAAGGUUUAAGGCCUGUUGUUUUAACUUUUAAAUUCAAAGUAUCAAAUAAUCAUUU
Messenger RNA from Impatiens glandulifera, 1090 nucleotides. RefSeq lists its product as uncharacterized. Bases 176 to 973 code for a protein of 265 amino acids. The record is from RefSeq and is a predicted model, not a curated record. The transcript has a single exon. NCBI's taxonomy places the organism in Eukaryota, Viridiplantae, Streptophyta, Magnoliopsida, Ericales, Balsaminaceae.